AAUCGUCGGGAGGAGUACACACGAUUUAACACAACUGUAGGAACGGCGGUGCGGUUGGGAGUUACAAGUUGAACGCAAUACCUCGCUCGUAUUUUGGUUUGGGUAUUGGUUUUUAAUACGGCCGUAGAACCGUAGAACAGAGGGAUUUAGCCGAAUUAAUUGAGAUAACGGUGGCCAGCGAGUGGCUAAAAAUGCUACACGCCGGAAAUGGAGGUCAAAUUCGGCUGGAAAUGUUAAAACACCGCGAAGAAAGUGACACAGUAGAAGAGGCAACGUCAAGAAAGUGCGAGGGGCAGCUGUCUUCGAUGAAGGCAAACAGCUGUUCGUCUUGCAUACUUCCUAAUCGUACCAUAGAAAUGGAACAAGAGGAUAACAACUCGUGCUGGAACAAUCUGCCCAGCGUUAUUUUGCAAGAAAUAUUUUCGUAUUUGCCACAGGAGAAUAGGAUAAAAGCCUCUCAGGUUUGUAAAAAUUGGAGAUAUGCGUUAUUUCAUCCCAGUUUUUGGAGAAAAAUUACUUUUGUUCUGAAAGAUGAGGAUAGUAUUUCAUGGGCUAGGUUUUUGGCAGAUUGUUUUGGGCUUAGUGUACACGAAGCAACCAUACGAUGUGACAUUGCAUGUCAUAUUGUAGAAACUUCUCAUCUUCUGAAAAAAUUAUGUUGUAAUAGGCAGUUACGAAAAUUGUACUUGGAAUAUAGCAGUAGCAUAUUUGAAUGUCCUAAUUGGUAUAUGGAAAGUGAGACUGACAGUCCAACGAACAGUACAUCUUUAAUGAAAUCCAUUGUGAAAAUUAUUGAAACAUCUAACUGUUUGGAAGCUCUGAGUUUAGGAUAUAUGGAAGAGUUAGCAACUAAUGCCAAUAUAAUUUUAGAACCAUUACUUUUACAUCAGGCUAAACAUCUAACGCAUCUCAGUCUAGCAUCGGUCAAAGAUGACCCAGACCAUUAUGACUUUAUAGAAUUGGAGGAAUAUAUUUUUAAAUCGUUUAUCAGACUGACUGUUUUGACAGUAGAUUAUGACGUUGUUAAUGAUGCCUUACUCAGAGCUUUAGACAGUGGCACUAUGGAAACGAUAGUGAUACAUGUACAUGGUUGGCAUAACGAUUACUUAGGAACAUCAAAUGCAGCUUGGGAAUUCUUUGUUCAAAAGAAUCCAAAAUGUGAACUACGACUAAAUCUCAUACAUUCUUAUAUUGGUGUAAAAGUAUUAGAUACGGAAAUUCUUCAACCUUCCAUGCCUCUAACGCACUUAAAAGUAUUGUUCUGUGAGAAAUUUAAUACAGAGGUACUACAUCAAUUGUCAAACUGGUAUUCUAAUAAAUUAAAAUCACUCAUAUGGAUAGAUUCUAUGGAUACUACGGUAAAUACUCCAGCUACAGACGAUGCUAAUGAGCCAGAUAGUCCAGAUCCUUUAGUAUUCGUGGCUUGGAAGUGUUCUAAACUCGUGGAAUUGGUGUUUAUAGGACACAAAUAUUACAAAGAAAAUUUAUUAGCUAUCGCACGUCUUAGAGGAAGCACUCUUAAACUUCUUGUAUUUGCAGAAAGUGAUAUUGUGUCUGAUAGCGAAUCGUGGCACAAGACUGAGACCAUUACACAUGAAAUACAAGAGAUAAUGGGUAAACACUGGGCACCAUUAAGGAACACAGAGUUACCAACAGUAGUGUUGAAUCCUUUUGCCGGUGACAGCAGGGAGGUUAUUAUGCCGCUUAUCCUGCGCGACGAGAAAUAACUUCCAAGAAAAAAUGCCAAGAAAAUGUCAUCCAAGGACUAUCCAUUAACAGCCACGACCACUUAUGGAAGGAGAACAUUUUCAGAAGUACAGUUGUAAAGUUAUAUUCUUUAUUUUUCUAUAAGAUUUUUUUUUUCUUUUCUUUUUUUUUUUUUUUUUUUGUACGCAACGCGGUGAAUACGUAUAAUGAGUUCAUAGUCCAAAAUCUAAUUAACGCAUACUGCCAUCCGUCGGCUAGUUGUUAGAUGUAACUUAUUAAGUAAAAAGGAUGAGAAUAGUCUAUCACGAACUAUCGCGUCGUGAUAUUAACAAUUCUUGUAUGGAUGUGAUAUGUAUAUGGAGCUCGCAUUUAUAUUGCGCUAUACGUUUGCGAGUUUAACGUGCAUCAAUGUUCCUUCUUUAACGAUCAUGUUUUAUCUUAAACCAUUCCUUCAAGGAAGAUUUAUUCCUUAUAUGCACAAAAUUAAUUUGUGGCACAACCAAGGGAGAUAGUUAACGGUGUUAAUGGAUCGUGGAUCAUCGAUGUUCGUAAACUCGAUUACCGAUGUAUAGUACACGAUCAAUCCCCAAUGCUCUAGCGAUAAGAAGCCUACCUCUCGUGUCUUUCUCACGACGAAAUGUCCAAAUUGAACGCAAAUUACAAUGUAAUAGAAAUUACAAUGAUUGAGAGAGAGAGAGAGAUAGGAACAGAGAGAGAGAGAGAGAAAGAGAGAGAGAGAGAGAGAAAGAGAGAGAAAGAGUGAGAGGAAGAGAGAAGGAGAGAAGGAGAGAAAGAAAGAGAGAACGAUUUUCUAUAAUCCUUACGACGGAUGGUAGGAAUGACUUAUUUAUGCUGUGAUUUUUCUUCGUUGGAGAAGCUAUGCAGGGAAUCGCGUCUUUAUAUUGACAAUGAUAAUCGUAAACUUUUAUCAGGUAUAUAUAUAUCCUCACCGCGAUCUUUACUUUACCGAUCGUUCCUCUCACCCAAAUAUCAUCGAUACCCUGCGGAGAAUAAUAAGUAAAUUUCGUGUAGAUAUAACAAUACCUUGGUAUAUGUGAGAACAAGGUUAAUAUGUUAAAAAAAAAAAAAAAAAAGAAAAAAAAAAGAAAAAAAGGAAAACAAAACAAAAAAAAAAGAAAAAAAAAUGAAAAAGAAGAAGAAAACGAGAACGUCAAGGUAACGCUAUAUGGAUAGCAUUUUUUGACGUCUACCUGUUGCUACAGGGUCAUUAAGGAUAAUAUUUAAUAACCAAGGUAAAUAACUUGGGGAAAGGAAGAUGAUCAUCUAUGGGACAAAAGUGAGAGAAAUUCCGUGAAACAAUUAUACAAGGGAAUGAGAGGUCCGAUCCCAUGAUCUUCCACAGGAAAACUAAUGCGAAAAUUCCAAAAACGUUAUCUGUAAGUAGAGAAGAGAAAAGCGUCGUUCUUAACGGAUAUUUUUCCAAUCCAAUGCAAGAAGAAGAAUGUAGAUAAACAAAGGAGCCAAGCGUUCGCUAAGAGCAUGCUGUGCGACACUACUAAAAAAAAAAAAAGGGAUAUUUAAAACAACUCGAUAGAAUUAAACAUACUUUAAACGAAUAUCGCGUAGUUUGUAUUAAAUGCACAGAAGUACAGAGCUGAGAACUACUCAAAGUAACGAGAAGUCAAAUGGCGUUCCGAGGUUAUUUUUAAUACCAAAACCAAUCGGACGCAAUUGUAAAAAAAAAAAAAAAAAAAAAAAGAAGAAGAAAAAAGAGAAAAAAGAAAAGAAGAUGAAGAUGAAGAAGAGGAAAAAACGAGAGAAAACGUUUAAAUGUGUGGAUGCGCACGCCAGAGUCGGCCAAGUAAUACAUGCAUACAAGUGAUAGCCGAGGAAGAUGAAUCAUGCGGAAUGUUGUACGACGGUAUGUGUGUUAAUAUCAUAUAAACUGUGAUCAACAACCGUUUGUUCUGUACGUACCAUUUUUCUCCAUUAUGCUCUUAGCGAUCGCCGAUAUGCGAAACAUGAGUAUAUCUAACGAAGAUCGAAGGAAGUAACUCUGCUAAUCGUAUAUAUACAUAUAUGUAUAUAUAUAGAUAUGUAUGUAUAUGUGUAUAUAUAUAUACUUAUAUAUAUAUAUAUAUAUAUAUAUAUAGGUAUAUCUGUACUACUAAUCUGUCGAAGUUUAAAAGUUUAAUAUUUGGGUGCAAUAAAAAGCACUCGCAUUUCUAUCGUGCGAUUAAUAAUGGUGACGAUUUUGAAUGUUGUUUACAAAGGAGCCGUAUAUAAUAACGCAAAGGGGAGGAAUAACAAAAGAGAAGGAAGAAGAAGAAGAAAAAAAAAAUAAGUAGAAGAGUAAAAAAAAAGAAACCAAAAAACCAACGUAUAUACAGUUGUACUAUUCUGAGAUGCGAUUUACUUUUUUCGAAUCCUUGUAUAAUUAUUAAUGUCGUCGUAUGUACAUUAUAGUCACGUAUUAUACCAUUCUUUUUUUAUAUGUGAUCCUGUACAUACACUUCAUGCGUCGAAAUCUUUAAAUGAAAAGAAAAGAAACAAAAAAAAAUGGAAAAAACGAAACAGGAGAAGUAUUUCCACACUUAUGUGCGAAAGAAAGCCGCGAUAAUGUGCCCUCCCCCACCCCCACCCCAAACAUGCUGUACGUAAAGUCAAGAAUAAGAUAUGCAAAAAACAAUGUUGUAAUACGUGUAAUAUAUAUAUAUAUAUAUACACACACACGUAUAUAUAUAUAUACAAAUCUACAUAUGUAUGUAUGUAUAUAUGUAUACAAAAAUACACGGAUACGAAAGGUUCGAUCGAGUGUGAAGCACAAAAAAUGUAUGUAAAUCGAGCGGACACUUAAAAACGAAAAAGAAAGAGAGAGAGAGAGAGAAAGAGAAUGAGAGAGAAAAAGAUAAAAUGCCGCUAUAAUACAAGAUGAACGGGCCUUAAUAUGUACCUGAGUCGCGGUGUAAGAGUAAUUUUGACGAAACGUUUGACGCGCGACGUCGCGAUAAAAAAGAAAGGAAGAGAAGAAACAUACAACACGUACACGUUAAAAGCUAAUCAUUAAAUCCUUAGUAGACAUUUUUUGUCGAACCAUUUGGUGAUAACGAAGCCAAUCGUUUAUCAAAAAAUGACUAGAGGUUAAGAUAGAAGAAGAGAUGCGUCUGCGACAGCCCUUUCAUUUCGUACUACAUGCGCGUGAACAAUUAAUUGUAUUUACUUUACAUUGAACGAUGUAACACGAGAAAAAGAAAGAGAGAGAAAGAGAAAGAGAGAGAGAGAGAAAGAAAGUGUGAAAAAAAGAAAAGGGGAAAGAGAAGGAUGUCUUAACGCGAAAUAAGACUCGUAUAAUAAUCGAAUAAUGUGCGCUCGUUAGCCGCCAUUUUAACGCGCAUAAGCUCGCCAUGUUUUUCUUUCUUUUUCCCCUCUCUUUCCUUUACUUAUUUUAGGUUUUUUUUUGUUUAUUUAUUUCUUUCUUUCUGUCUUUCUUUCUUUCUUUCUUUCCUUCUUUCUUUCUUUCUUUCUUUCUUUCUUUCUUUCUUUUUUUCUUCCUUUCCUUUCUUUCUUCAUUUAACGAUAUACCUUUGAUCAUUCUUGCAUAAUUUUUCCUUUAGCAUCGAAAUCGCGUGCUUAUAAAUAUUAUUAAAAAAAUGUCAUGCUCGCGUGCGCGCGGUGUUUACGAGACCGUGAAUGAGAGCAAGAAAGUGAGAGAGAAAGAGAGCACGAAGUUAUGUGUGUAUGUUACAAGACCAUGCAUGUUGCGUUCGUAUUGCGAAAAAUCUAUCUAUAUGUGUGUGCGUGUGUGAGGGAGAGAGAGAGAGAGAGAGAGAGAGAGAGAGAGAGAGAGAGAGAGAAACAAGAUAAAAAUUAAAUAGAAAAGUAAAGAUGAAAUGUGAGAAGGAAAAAAAGAAUAAAUCUAGGUGAUAAUGUGUAGCACCAUCUAUGCGCGUUAAAAAAAAAGAAAAAAAAUAAAAAAAUAAAAAAAAGAGAAAAAGAAAAAAAAAAGAAAAAAAAUAGAAGCAAAGAACAAAAAAUGUGCAGCCGCUUAAUAUGGGCACAACGCGAAGGUACACAGCGUGCGUAUAUGUAUUAUUGAUUAUAGAGCGCGAUGAUAUACAACAAACAUAAGACUGAACCUGCCGAAAAAGGUGUAUUUAAACAAAAAUAUGCAUACGCAAUCUCGCGCGCGCGCGCACAUAUUAUACAUGAAAGUUAAGCGAGCUGCACGUUGCGUCAUGAUCGACAUCUUACUCAUAAAGAACAUGUACUUCCUAUGUAUAUGCGAAUAAGCAGAAAGAAUGAGAAGAAGAGAAAGAGAGAUAGGGAGUAAGAUUUUUCUCGUGAAUCUCCUCAGUGGUUUAUUCUCUUAAAAGUGCUAUCAACAGUGUUGGGCAUUUUUUUCUUUUCUUAUUUCUUUUAUUUUUUUUUCUUUGCUUUUCUUUUUUUUUUCUUUUCUUUUCUUUUCUUUUCUUUUCUUUUUUCUUUUUUUUUUUUUUUUUUUUAACUUCCAAUUCGCUCGAUGGUGGAAAAACUUAAUAUAUGUAUGUAUACAUAUACAUAUAUAUACAUACAUAUAUAUAUGUAUGUAUAUAUAUACAUAUACAAACAUGUUAGCGAUUUUAUGAAUAUGUUCGUCGUCGUAUUAAUGCGAAAGAUUAAGCGAAAGGAUAUUAAGAAGCAAUUAAAAUAAGGGUGAUGUGUGUGGUGCGUAUCACGCAAAGAUAGCUAGCGUUUAGCGAUACGGAAAAAAAGAAGAAAAAAAAAAUGAACAAGAAGCCUCCAUACACACUUAAUAUGUAUGUAAAAAAAAUUACACAUACAUGUCCACCCACCCAUACACACACACACACACACUCAUACGUACGCACGCACGUACACACAAACACACUGUAUUUCUCGUUUCGAGGAUUAUUCACUCGAUAAUGGUUCUCUCAUAGCCGAUAAUUAACCUUAAGCAGCCUGCCAAGAAUCAAAAUACAUAAAAUAUGUAAAAUAUCAAACGAACGCUAGCCAGUACAGAAUGCUAUAAGAUCUAUUUUUUAAGACGCGAAUGUAUAUUUUUGUACUAAGGCAGGCCUUAGUGUGCGUGAUCGUAACGAGAAAACAAGAUAAAGAAGAAACGAAGAAGAUGAAAAUGAAGAUAAAGAUGAAGAUGAAGAUGAGGAUUAGGAUGAAGAUGAAGAUGAAGAUGAAGAUGAAGGAGAAGAAAACAAUCGCGAUAAAAAAGGGAAAAAAAAGUAAUUAUAAUAAUAAUAAUUAUAAUAAUUAUAAUAAUAAUAAUAAUACUAAUAAUAACAAAUUCCUCUUGAGCGCGCGCACAAGAACGCCAAGAUGGAGGAGAGCUGUGAUUAAAUCAUGUCGGCUUAAAAUAAGAAAGAGGAAACGUAAUAACGCCAAGGUUUAAACAAAGCAAACAAGGGGUUGGGGGAUGUGCGACGUCAAUUCCAGUAAAUCCCGCUGUUGGAUAUUAUUAUUAUACAUAUAUGUUGUACCGAGUGUGGGCCAUAAGAAUAAAGAAGAAAAGAGAUUAGAGGGAUCGAAUAAAAUGGGGCGAUAUGAUGAAGAACAAAACAUCUGUGAUAAAACUAAAAAUAAAAGAAACCAAUAUUAAAAUCCUAGACGGGUGCUCAUUGAUAAGGAAGAAUAAAUAAGGAAGAAAGAAAGGAAGAAAGGAAGAAAAGAAGAGAAGAAGAAAGAUACGAAGAAUCUUUAAAAUAUGUAGGUCUAAAGAAAACGAUAAACAAAAACGAAAAUGUAAACGAAAACGAAGAUGAAUAUGCACGAAGUAUAUGAUUCCUAGAAGAAGAGGUGUUUUUUGAUCGAGUAUGAUUCCGAUGAGAGAGCAAGAGAAAGAACGAAUGAUAGAAUGAUAGAACGAGAUUACUCUGUACGUAUAUGAUCGAUUUACUCGUAAAAAGGAAAUGAGAGAUUUAAAAUGACACGAAUAGGAAUGAGGAAAAUUAUAAAAUAUCGCGACAUGAAAAGAUAUCGUACGUGUCGAUCCAACUCUACUCAAAGAAAAAUGCCGAUCUAACAAUCCUCGCGAAAAUUCAACGAACGUCCAGUCGUCUAUUCGCUUAUAUACAUAUAUAAUUUUAUCUUCAUAAACGCGUUUAGACGAAAGUGUGCCCAUAGAAAUAAAGAGGGGGGAGAGAGGGAGAGAGAGAGAGAGAAAAAAAAGAAAGAGGGAGAGAGAUAUGCAUAUUUAGUUAUGUAGAUGAAAACUAUUCACGAAAUCGCGCGAUUAAAGGCCAUAACGUACAUACAUACAUAAAACACGAUGAACACAAGACACGCGUACACAAAUUUAAUUUACGUGCAAAGGAGCACACUGACAUUCCAUUUGGAAAAAAGAAAUAUGUAGAAAAGUGUAAAAAGGGUGAACAUCGAGGGUCAAGAUCUCUUUUCUUUUUGUUUUUCUUUUCUUUUUUUUUUUCUUUUUUUUUUCUUCAUUUUUUUUGUUUCUUCCUGUUUUUCCUUAUCAAUUAACACGUGUAAAUACGUGAAGCACGAUAGAUAGAUGAAAGCUCGAUUCAAUUAGAAUUCGAGUUAAAGUUUCGAGUAUUAGUAUGUAUUAAAGUUGCGAGCUCUAGUGAACUUUCCACGUGGAAACAAAAAGAAAAAUGAUUAAUACGCUGGACCAACGAUUCGACUAAUUUUCGUCGUCCUUUGUUUUGAGACAAGAAUUUAGGCCGAUCUAUCGUUUUUUUUUUUUUUUUUUUUUUGAUUUUUAAAUUUAAUUAGAAUCUCGUUGAAAUGACGACGAGAAAAGAGAGAAAGAAAGAGACAGAGAAAGAGAGAAAGAAAGAGAGAGAGAGAGAGAGAGAGAGAGAGAGAGAGAGAGAGACGAAAAAUGUACACAAGAAUUAUUUAUUUAAGAAUCGAGAGGGUAAAAAUCAAAAGUAAAUAAUCAUGAGAUAGGGGUCGGUCCAGGGUAUAUACCACGAGCAGUAUUAUAAGUUCCUAAUGAAAGAAGAAGGAAAUAAAAUAAAGAACUUGCAGUUCGUUUUAGAACGACACUCUAGAUAUUUAAAUAUAUCGUAGCUUCGUCGAAGUAACACGAAAGAAGAGGUCAUUUUGUUCGACAAUCUUUUUCUUUUUCUUUUCUUUUUUUUUUUUUUUCUUUUUUCAUCGAUCGACUACUUGCUUUCGUAUAUGUGUAAGCACUUAUAUGUGUAUGUAUACACGCGACAUGACAAAAAAUACAUAUAUACGUAACACGCAAAUACAUUACCGAUAAUUUUAUCGAAAUUUAAUAUGAACCAAGUAAUGAUCCAUUCCAAUAAAAAUAUAAAGGGCAGCGGAUGAUAAAUCGCGCAGAUCGGGCAGGCGAAAACGAAAGGAUUCUUGUUAGAAAAAGAGAUAGAAAGAAAAAAAGAAUACCUCCUUUCAUCCCCAAAAAAUGUUAUAUGUAUAUAUAUAUAUAUAUAUGUAUUAUAUAUAUAUGUCUUCGUCUAAUAUACGCAACAAGGGGGAGAGAGAGAGAGAGAGAGAGAGGGAGAGGGAGAGAGACACAUACACACACAUGCAUGAAUAAUUACACGAUCUUAUCGAAAAUCCAACGCUCUCCUCGAUCGAUAAUACGUAGGAAGGAAGUUAAGUGUUAACCGUACAUAAGAAAUAAAAGGAUAGAAGCCUGCGGCAAGAAAAAAAUACACAUAUGUUUUCGUCAUCGCGCAAACGGAGAAAGAAAAAGGAAUUAAAAAAAAAAAAGAAAAGUAGAAGAAGAAGAAAAAAAGGAAAAAGUAUUACGACGAUCCAACAUCAUUGAUCUUCUUCGAGGUUUUCUACGAGAUCGAGAAAAAUAUUAUGAUAGGAAGCGCAAAUCUAAAUAAAUAAAUAAGAAAAAGAGGAAAAAGAAGUAAAGAGAGAAGAAACAAAAAAAAAUUACUGUCGUUCGAACUUGUCGCGCGUAUCUAUCGUAUUGCGGGAAUAAAUAAUCAAAAUUAAAGGGGGGGAAAAAAUGUUAUUCGUUCACAUUCUCCUGUGAAAAUAACUUAAGACGAUCCAUCGAAAUUUUAAAGUUCCUUUUUCUCGUUCUUGAAAAUUAUGAUCUUCGGCUAAUCUUUAAUUUUCGCCGUUCGAUCUUCCUUCGUUUACAUAAUGUAUUAUUUUAUCGUAUAUUGCAAUUGUCACAAUAAUAAUAAUUACAAUAUUCACGAACGGCAGAGUUAUCGAUAAGCACAAAUAUGAAACUAUAUGACCGCAGUUAUACUUUAUAGUUUUAAUUUAAAAAAAAAAAAAAAAAAAAAAAAAAAAAGAAAAGAAAGAAAGAAAGAAAGGAAAAGACGAAGAAGAAAAAUGAUCUAAAAAAGUCGAAUGAAAGAAAAAAAAACUUGUGAACAUUAAAUUCGCGUGUUUUUCUGCAAAAGAGCAAAGCCAUUAUUCUUCUUCGAAGUUUGCGCGUGCGUAUGCAAACGGAUCACAAAUUCAUUCGUAAUCCUUGUUGCGUUGCGUUACGUUGCGUUGUAUGUACUUGUCGACGAUGAUGACGAUGAUGACGAUGAUGAUGAUGAUGAUGAUGAUGAUGAUGAUGAUGAUGACUACGGUGAUGAUUCGUGAUUGAUAGAGCUUAGUUGGCUCAUGAAUUCGAUUAUAUAACUCGAAUUUUCUUUCUUUUUUCUUUCCUUUGAUUAAUUACGUGAUCGAUUUAUAUCUCCUUCGACUAUUAUAUUCGACCAUUUUAACGAGAAUAAGAUAAGAAAAAAAAAAGAAAUAAAUAAAAAAUAGAAACGAAAGAAAAAAAAAAUCAAGAAGAAGCUUAACGUCGUACAUUAUUAAAUGUACACUAUUCUAAUUUAUAUUUUAUCAAUUGUAUCAAAGCUCUUCGGCACGUAUAUCUACUUUGAUGAUCGAUUUACUAUCAUUAUUAUAAUUAUUAUUAUUACAAUUGUUAUUGUUGUUAUUAUUAUUAUUAUUAAUUUUUAUGAUUAAUAUUAUAUUACAUUCGUAUAUUGUUGGCAAGCACAAGUUUAUCUUCACAUAGGCUCGCCAACUUUGCGCUGUCGAUACACGUAAAAGGAACAAAGGAACCGUCGUAUUUUAAUGACUCUUUUUCUUUUUUCUUUUCCUUUUUUUUCCUUUUUUUUUUUUUGGUCUGCCAAUACGUAAUAUCUCGCAUCGUUCUUGAAUUCUUUCUGUCGUCGAUAACAAGUCGAUAAAUUAAACGUAUAUGUAUAUAAUAUUAACAAAAAAAAAAAAACAA
Vespa crabro (European hornet) is the source of this 10873-nucleotide messenger RNA. Its product is annotated as F-box only protein 33. The transcript is spliced from 7 exons. Gene Ontology annotation, molecular function: protein binding. Gene Ontology annotation, biological process: SCF-dependent proteasomal ubiquitin-dependent protein catabolic process; positive regulation of protein ubiquitination. NCBI's taxonomy places the organism in Eukaryota, Metazoa, Arthropoda, Insecta, Hymenoptera, Vespidae. The record is from RefSeq and is a predicted model, not a curated record. The coding region runs from base 192 to 1727 and encodes 511 amino acids. Gene Ontology annotation, cellular component: SCF ubiquitin ligase complex.